GGCACAGAAACAAUUGAAGGCCUUAUUCUAAAUUUGCAUGUGUCUGAGCAAGAUUGGCUUGCUAAGAAUUUCUUUGAUUUAGAUAAUUCAAAAAGACGUCAUUAUGAAGAUUUUCUUGACAAAUUAACAUUGCCUUGUGGAAUCAAUUCAUCAAAGCGCCGUCGUCUAAGACUCUUCCCAUGGCUCCCCACAAACUCUACCUCGACAGAAUCAUUUUCCACAUCAAAUGAAGUGGACUUAAAAACUGAUGCAUUUUCAAGGAUGCACAAAUUAAGACUACUCCAGCUCAAUAAUGUAAUGCUAACAGGAGACUACAAAGAAUUUCCUAAGAAGUUAAGAUGGUUGUGUUGGCGUGGGUUCCCCUUAAAAUCGAUACCUAGUGAGUUUCCUCUAGAGAGUCUGGUUGCUCUUGAUUUGCGAAACAGCACCUUAAAACAACUUUGGAAUGCAAACAAGGUGCUCAAAUCAUUGCAAUUCCUUAAUCUCAGUCAUUCCCAUGGCCUUACCAAUACACCCAAUUUCUCAGAAUUCCAUAAUCUUGUGAGAUUGAUUCUUAAAGAUUGCAUAAAUUUGAUCGGGGUUCACGAAUCCAUUGGGGAAUUAAAGAGACUUGUUCUGUUAAAUCUGAAAGGCUGCAAGAAUAUUAGGAAUCUUCUUACAAAAAUAGCUCAGCUUAAAUCUCUAGAGAAACUCAUCCUCUCUGGUUGCUCAAAUCUUGACAAGUUGCCGAGAGAGCUGUGCGAGAUGGAAUCUUUAAAGGUUCUCGACGCAGAUGGUGUUGCAAUAAAACAACUAGCCUCUACCAGCAGUGACAUAAAAUCUUGGCAAUCACGCUGGUUCUCUUGGGUUCCUAGACCAAGAAAGUCUCCAGAAUUGAUCAGUUGUUCAUUGAUUUGCUUGCCACGCUCAUUAGUAAGCUUGAAUCUUGCACACUGCAAUUUGACAGAUGAUGCCAUUCCGAGGGAUCUUGGUAGCCUGUCCCUGUUGCAGAACUUGAAUCUAGGGGGAAAUCCAAUCAGUAGCCUUCCAGAGAGCAUCAAAGGACUCACCAUGCUCCACUCACUUGAAUUGGAAGAGUGCGAAAGACUCCAAUUGCUUCCAGAGCUACCAAUGAGCUUACAAAGCUUGAGGUUAAGCCAUUAUACAUCACUGAAAAUGAUGAUGAAUCUAUCAAAACUAUAGGGAUUCGUGGAUGCGUUGGGAUAUGACAAACUAGUAGAGGCUCAGAACUGGUUCAGGUUAGAACCCAUUCAAAACAUUGAUGCAGAAAUGAUCAAUAAUUUCGGAUUGGUUGAGUUGGAAUCCAUAAGAAAGGUUGAAAUGAAAUUUUACAAUCACGUAACGCGUAUGUACAAUAUUGGUCCCAUCCAGGCACUGUAUGAGUGCGGAAUAGUCAGCAUAUUUCAUCCUGGAAAUGAGGUUCCAUGUUGGUUCAGCAAAAAGAGUAGAAAGUCCUCCAUAUGUUUCAAUGUUCCUUCACUUCCUAUUCUCAAGAUCCGAGGCUUGAAUAUAUGCGUUGUUUAUACAAAUAAAUACUCUUCCACCAACUAUUUUGCCAAUCAAUGUGUUAUUCACACCUUCAAUAAGACCAAGGAUGUGAUGUGGUCCUAUAACCCGGUGUGUAAAGGGAUUCCAGAUGAGGGGGAAAGUAUGAGAUGGUCAAGCCAUUGGAAGAUUGGGAAUCAGUUGGAAGUUGGUGAUGAAGUGGUUGUUUCAACGAUGAUGACCGUCAUCAAUCAAGAAAAGGUGUAUCAAGUAAAGGAGUUAGGAGUCGACAUUGUAUAUGAAGAAGAGGAGAAGGAUACCCUGCUUAAUAACUAUAUUUCUUGUCUUGAUUUAUCAGCAUACCAGCAUUCCGGUCGAUACUACUUCUCCCAUCAUUAUAAACUGUUCAGGAAUAUAUCCGUAUGACUUCAUAUUUAGAGUUAUGAAAAAGAUGGUUACACGUGUCAUAAAUGUUGCUUAAGCAUUAAAAAAA
Molecule: messenger RNA, 1978 nt
Organism: Cornus florida
Lineage: Eukaryota; Viridiplantae; Streptophyta; Magnoliopsida; Cornales; Cornaceae
Exons: 3
Coding region: 1270-1911 (213 amino acids)
Source: RefSeq, a predicted model, not a curated record